Messenger RNA from Platichthys flesus (European flounder), 2944 nucleotides. Its product is annotated as cell division cycle protein 20 homolog B-like. Gene Ontology annotation, cellular component: anaphase-promoting complex. NCBI's taxonomy places the organism in Eukaryota, Metazoa, Chordata, Actinopteri, Pleuronectiformes, Pleuronectidae. The transcript has 12 exons. Gene Ontology annotation, molecular function: anaphase-promoting complex binding; protein binding; ubiquitin ligase activator activity. The record is from RefSeq and is a predicted model, not a curated record. Gene Ontology annotation, biological process: positive regulation of ubiquitin protein ligase activity; positive regulation of anaphase-promoting complex-dependent catabolic process; anaphase-promoting complex-dependent catabolic process. The coding region runs from base 1 to 1491 and encodes 496 amino acids.
AUGGCAGCCCGGAGGACGGAGCUUCCCGCGCCACCGUCAGCCCCGGGGAGAGACGACAUGAGGGACAUGUUCAGGGACUCUGUGGGGAAGAGGAGGCACUACCCCUUCCAGGAACAAAACGAGGCUUGUUACCUUUCAUACAAACGUUUCAGGAGGUGGAUCCACUUCCCCAGGAGCGGCACAGAGGCGCCUGCUGUGAGCACACCUCUGACCACUGGGCGGCGCCAGAGGGAGUGGAGCUUCGAGUUGGACACCGUGUGUCAGAGGCUGGAGUUGGACUCUCCACCCGCACACCAUGAAGCAGCACGCGGAGGCCUGCAGGGGGCGCUGCAAGAGACAACACUGGAGGGAGGUUUGUCCCACUGGGCGACCUUUACACAUCUGAACACGUCACAUACCAUCAGGGACAGGGAACGACCUGCGCCACCCAAUAUCCCACAACAGGGAUGGAUGUGGAGAGCAGCAGUGGAAAAACCGGUCAGCACACAACAGACUGAAGCUGAUGUGAGAAGAUGUAGUUUGCAGCCAUUCACAGUUCUGGACAAAGCUCCCGAGAGUCCACAUGGAGGGUCAGUGAUGCAGCUGGCAGCGCCGUCACUUCUGAACGACUACUACACUAAUGUUCUCGACUGCAGUUGUAACGGUACGGUUGCAUUAGCCCUGGGAUCUUCUGUUUUCCUCUGGAAUUCAGAAACCCGAGCUCUGGUGGGAAGUCUGGAGCCGAGGCCGCAAACAAGACGCCACCAGUCGGUCUUGUCUCUGUGCUGGAGCAGAGACGGCAGAGCUCUGUGCAUUGGGACCAGGCGAGGGGAGGUUGAGCUGUGGGAUGUUGAAAAUAAGCAGAAUGUGAGGCGUCUGCCGUCACACCUUUCUGUGGUCGGAGCCCUUUCCUGGCAGCAGCAGUUACUCAGCAGCGGCUCAGUUCUCGGACGCAUCCAUCACCUUGACCCUCGGGCUCCUGCACCUCUGGUUGGUGUGGCUGUGCAGGAUGAGGGGAUCUGCAGCCUCCAGUGGUCACCGGGAGACGACUGGCUGGCCAGCGGCUCCACAGACGGCCUCCUCCGUAUAUGGGACCGGGACAUCGCAGGACCCACAAGGACAAAGCAGCCGGUGAUGACAAUGAAACAGCCCAGUGCUGUCAAGGCGAUGGGAUGGUGUCCAUGGCAAGAGAAGAUCAUCGCUACAGGUGGAGGAUGGAAAGACGGAGAGCUGAGAAUCUGGGACACACAAUCGGGGACUUGUGUGAAUUCUGCCAACACCAACUCGCAGAUCUGUUCUCUACGAUGGGCUGAAAAGAAGAAGUGUCUGGUCACAGGUCACGGCCUUCCUCAUCACCAAGUCACCUGCUGGAGCUGGGGGUCUGCUUCCCUCCAGCCGGUCUGUCAGCUCACAGGUCAUUCUGGUCGAGUUCUGCACUUGGCCUCAAACCCCGACAGUACUCAGAUUUACUCUGCUGCAGCCGACCAGUGCUUCCGCAUCUGGGACCUUUAACAUUCAGCAUCACAUCACUGAUGGUGACUGUGGUUGGGGAACUGGUCAGACCUGUUUUGCAACUUAUGUUCACACACACACAAGUUCGCAAACUUUCUUGGUAAUACCACUGUCUGGGGCCUGUGCAUUUCCUGUGCCCCUGCUCCGAAGUAACCACAUUACCUCCAAGUUGAAAGGGUUGUCACACUAAGAUAAGACAUAAGCUCCUUCAUGGUUAAUUUGUACAAAUCUUUGUGGAUGUUUUUUAUGUAGCAGUUUACUUUAAAAUGUUGAGAGAGCAUGAAACAAUAACAACAGGACAUAUAAAUGAAAGGACACAUAGCACCAUCAACCCCAAUGAAAACUGCAGUAUUCAUUGUGGUUGCCUUUCAAUGACAUAUCAUCAGUUUUAACGCCACAAAGAUUUCACUGCUAACCAAUUAGCAAGUGUGCGUUCAUUUCCUUCCCUUUAGCAGUGGCUGUGGCUGAGGGGAAGAGCAGUCGUCUUCAAACCAAAAGGUCGAAGCUUCAAAUCCCAGCCCCAACGACUAAUUGGAAGUCGCUUUGUAUAGCUACAUGUAACCGAUAAUGAUUAUUUAAUUGCCAUUUUCUGUGUAAUGUGAAUAAAAACACACAACCUCAUCUGUGAACAUGAUUUUCAGGUAGAUUUCCUGCUUCACGACAUCAAGGUCUUUUUGGCUCGUUCGUUAUUGUUUUGAUUGAGAGACCCCUAGAGGCCGAAGUUACUUAUUGUACAUUAUAGAGGUAGUACCACAACACAAUCGUAUUAUACAGACAAAUACGGUACAUCUAGACAAUCAUUUAAAAAUUGGGUUUUUCUUAUGUGAAUGUAUUGUGUAUGUGUGUGUGUUUGCGUGUGAACUGGAACUGCUUGACUCUUUUCUGGCAGAUAAUCAGAGUGCAAUUUUUGGAAUUCGUUUUAGGACUCAUAAACAAAGAAAAAGCUCCCACACUUAUGUUUCACAUCGAUGAAAUGAAAGCGAAUCAAAAGCCUACGAGUUGAAAGAUAUUUCGUUUAGAACUUGUCAUGUCAGAAUUGAAAGAACACUUUGUGCCUUUUGUGGAAAAAGUGGUGAAGACUUCCUUUGAAGACCCUGAGUGAAAUAAACGUAGAGCAACAUGUGAGGUUUUAACUUUGUCACCUCAGGCAUCCGUUUCUCAGACUGCACCAAACCACUCUUCAUCAACACACACAUUCACAGACAGAAGCUGUGCAAUGCACACUUCCUGAGAAAACAUAUCGAACUUUAAAAAAGGCUUGUGAAUUUAGAAACUGAAACGAGGUUAAUUCCUGCAAACUGCACUGCCUGCAGGACCCCAGCUAUUACCGUGGUUGCUCGAAGAAUAAAACUGAAAACGUUCCUCUACGUGCAGAUGUCGCCUGUGGGGCUGCAACUGAUGCAAACACUCAUCUGUCCUAAUCACCUCAGGGAUCAUGUCAGGAAGUAGAAAA